This is a messenger RNA of Procambarus clarkii (red swamp crayfish), 1043 nucleotides long. The record is from RefSeq and is a predicted model, not a curated record. Lineage: Eukaryota; Metazoa; Arthropoda; Malacostraca; Decapoda; Cambaridae.
GUACAGGACGGAACAGAAGUGGAAGAGGGCCAGGUAACAGCCCCCUCUUCCACCCUACUACCCGAUACGACCACACCAUUUCCUGCCACAUCUCAAUCCAUUCCAUCGACCACAUCCCCGUCAGCGACCCAGACUCCCGCCGCAUCUACAAGCCAGAUCUCCACCACAGCCACAGCUUUAGCCACCACUAGUACGAGUACCACAUUCCCCACCACCAUCACGACCCCCACGCCCAUCGGGCUGCCCAUAGCCAAGGUGACAUUAACGAGACAGAAGGCUAAGGUCUCCCACGCAGGUGUGUACACCUGUACAAAUGCCUGUACAUCACCUGUCAAUCUCACUCUACAUGUGCUGAUAGGUGACGAGGAAACAGCAGCUAUGCAGCACCUGAGCGGAGCACCCAGCCCCAUCCAGAGGGGCGGAGCCAGCAGCUUAUUGGUCGUCUCAGCCGUGACGUCAUGGACCUGGCACAAGAUGACGUCAUGAGGUUGCUAGUUAUCAUCCACCUAAAAUAUCCACCUAAAAAAUAUAGAAAUUUGGAUAAAAAAAAUGUAUUUUGAUAUCUUGGUGUGUGUGGGUGUUAGCUUUGAUAUAGGCUUUAAGGGUUAUAUGUAUCGCUAAUGUAUGUAUAUAUGUAUUAGUGCACCAAGAGAUAUUAGCAUGGAAUUGCUAGUUGGCAUCUCACUGUAUCUAUCACCUGUCAAAGCAAAGACAACAAAAACAGCUCUGACAACUACAACACAAACAAUAACAGCAGAAACAACGACAACAACGACAGCGUCAUUAGUAUUAGCUCAGUGCCCAAACUGCUCAUGUUUACUGAAAAUUGUAGACUACUCAGCUAUUGCUCCAGACUGAUCCCUUCAAGUAACUCUCGAAUGGAAGACUGACCCUCCAAGUAAGUCCUUAAGACUGACCCUCCAAGCAACUCCUUAAGACUGACCCUCCAAGCAACUCCUUAAGACUGACCCUCCAAGCAACUUCUUAAGACUGACCCUCCAAGCAACUCCUUAAGACUGACCCUCCAAGCAACUCCUUAAGAC